Molecule: messenger RNA, 752 nt
Organism: Malaya genurostris
Lineage: Eukaryota; Metazoa; Arthropoda; Insecta; Diptera; Culicidae
Product: paxillin
Exons: 4
Coding region: 155-688 (177 amino acids)
Cellular component (GO): Z disc; nucleus
Molecular function (GO): transcription coregulator activity
Source: RefSeq, a predicted model, not a curated record
GUUGCACCCGUGAGUCCGGCUGCUUCGGACGGUUCUUCAGCUGUAGUUUUGGUUACCGAUUUGUGAACACUUCUGGCAGUUGCAUGCUGGAAUUAUAGUGUAGUGAAGUGAGAUUUUUUGUUCGAAGAAACGAGAACAAGUUUAUUUUUUCAAAAUGAGUACCUGCUAUGGCUGCAAAGAGCAAAUCAAGGACAAAAUGUUGGAGGCCCUGAAUAAAUGUUGGCAUCCAGAACAUUUCGCCUGCAAGGAAUGCAAAAAGCGCAUCAUCGAGAACAAGUUCCACGAAAGUGAAGGUCUUCCGGUGUGUUCCAAAUGCUACGACUCCAAGUUCCAAGCGAUCUGUGCCGCGUGCAGAAAAAUGGUCACCGAGAAAGUAGUGAAGGCGAUGGGCAAAACCUGGCAUUUGGAACACUUUAUUUGCGGCGGACCCUGCAAGCAACAAUUGUCCGGCCAGACCUUUUUCGAACGCAACGGAAAGCCGUACUGCACGGCCGAUUACGAACGGUUGUACGCUCCGAAAUGCGGCGGUUGCAAGAAGGCUAUUGCAGAAAAGGCUCUGUCAGCACUGGAAGCCAAGUGGCACAAGGACUGCUUCAAGUGCAAGCUCUGCAAAGAACCGAUUGGCAUUGAUUCCAAGUUUCGGUCCGAUAAGGAUAAACAACCGAUUUGUGAGAAAUGUGGAAUCUAAGUUCCUAAGUGACAUCAUUGAAUAAAAUUUGGACACAAGCAUGAAUAAAUGAAUAAUAAUCCUC